Molecule: messenger RNA, 549 nt
Organism: Mycena indigotica
Lineage: Eukaryota; Fungi; Basidiomycota; Agaricomycetes; Agaricales; Mycenaceae
Exons: 1
Coding region: 1-549 (182 amino acids)
Source: RefSeq, a predicted model, not a curated record
AUGAGCCCAACACAGAAACAGCUGCUCUUUGCCGCUGACGCACUCUUCCUCGAUCUCGCUGCCAAUGCCUCUACCAAGAUCCUCCUGUCCCAUUUCUCCUCCACCAAUGAGCUGGUCAUCCAGCACGCCCCCAUUUCCUGCCCGCUUCCCCAAGAUUCACGACUGACCGGCCUAAACGCCGUCCGCUCUUAUUUCGACCUCAUCUCCGUACAUUGGGAGCGCAAGGACCUCUGUCUCGACUCCCAGAACGCGAUCACCCACCCGACGAAGACGGUAACGGUGCAUGGCAGUGUGGGCUGGACAUGGCGGCUGAGCAGGCGGGAGUGGACGGAGAAGUUCACGUGCACACUCGAGUACGACGACAACUUGAAGGUCGUGGGCAUGGUCGUCGAGACAACCAGCCCCCCUGCGACGUGUGUCAUGCGCGCAGUCGACAUGGACUCGAAGGCUCCAUUGGCCCCGUUGCGGGCGCGCCUCCCGCUCGACAUGUUCAGCAGUCCUGUGAGUGUCUCAGUCUCCACUGGAGCUCCUACUAAAGUCAAUUUGUAG